AUGGACAACUUGAGGAAAUCUCCAUUGAAGCCAUGGAAGAAAGGCCCUACAAGAGGCAAAGGUGGCCCUCAGAACGCCUCGUGUGAGUAUCGAGGCGUUCGACAGAGAACUUGGGGCAAAUGGGUUGCGGAAAUCAGAGAGCCAAAGAAGAGAACCAGGCUCUGGUUGGGCUCAUUCGCCACCGCUGAAGAAGCUGCCAUGGCUUAUGAUGAGGCUGCCAGGAGACUCUAUGGCCCUGAUGCUUUUCUCAAUCUUCCUCACCUGCAAUCCAACUCUUCCAACCUUCCACUUAAGUCUCAAAAGUUCAAAUGGUUCCCUUCCCAAAAUUUCAUUUCCAUGUUUCCUCCUUGUGGAAUGCUCAACAUCAAUGCCCAGCCAAGUGUUCAUGUCAUUCAUCAGAGGCUCCAAGAGCUUAAGCAAAAUGGGGUUUUUGGUCAAACUACUCCUUCCUCUAGUUCAUCUUCCUGUGACUCAAAACCUGAGGCUCACGUCACCAUGGAAAAAGCCCAGAAAGAAAAUGUAGCAGAGAAUAAGGAGAAAGACGUAGAAAUUACGUCGGAGAAAGUUGUGGGAGGACUGGAGGAGAAGCCACAGAUAGAUCUCAAUGAGUUUCUUCAGCAGCUAGGUGUGCUGAAGAAUGAGAGACAAUCAGAAGAAUCCGACACCACAAGUUUUGCAGCUCCAGAAUCUUCCAUUACAGAAACUAGUGAUGGAUUUGGACCCUUUGCUGACAAGAAUUUCAACUGGGACGCAUUGAUUGAGAUGCAUGCAAUGGAAAAUCAAGGAGCAGAAACUGGUACUUUUCAUAUUUAUGAUGUGAACGAAGAGCUGUCUUUCCCCACUUCCAUUUGGAACUUCUGA
This is a messenger RNA of Fragaria vesca subsp. vesca, 861 nucleotides long. RefSeq names its product dehydration-responsive element-binding protein 2F-like. The coding region runs from base 1 to 861 and encodes 286 amino acids. Gene Ontology annotation, biological process: response to stress; positive regulation of DNA-templated transcription. Gene Ontology annotation, molecular function: DNA-binding transcription factor activity; transcription cis-regulatory region binding. The transcript has a single exon. Gene Ontology annotation, cellular component: nucleus. NCBI's taxonomy places the organism in Eukaryota, Viridiplantae, Streptophyta, Magnoliopsida, Rosales, Rosaceae. The record is from RefSeq and is a predicted model, not a curated record.